This is a messenger RNA of Clonostachys solani, 1716 nucleotides long. Lineage: Eukaryota; Fungi; Ascomycota; Sordariomycetes; Hypocreales; Bionectriaceae. The record is from the annotation of a GenBank genome assembly.
AUGGCGCCAGUCACAAAUCCGAGUUAUGAACCCGUCAGUCCCGUGGAGCCUGAACCACACUCGAUGAGGCGCGAGAGAGGGCCCCGUGGUCUGUCCAAGGCAGGCUCUCGGGUUACUGAGGUGCUGCCUUCUCCCAACGACUCUAUCUGGACUCUCCAAGACGAGCGACGGGUGAGGACGCCGCCAGGAAGGCAUGGCGAAAAGGCUGAAUUGAAGCUGGGGAUGAUGGAACGGCUCGAGGAGACUUGGAUAUGGGAGACGCUGGCCCUCGUCUGGGCACUCAUGUGCCUCGCGUCAGUAAUUAUUGUCCUGGCCUUCAUUUCCGGCAAAUCGGUCUCCUCGUGGAGGAUGCCGAUCGGGCCCAACGCACUGGUCGGUGUGUUUUCCACUCUCUCCAAGGCCGCGUUGAUGACGGUUAUCCCGGCGUGCAUAUCGCAGCUCAAAUGGAUUCACUUCUCCCAGUCCCCCAGACGCCUCAUCGACAUGCAGGCCUAUGACGAUGCGAGCCGCGGGCCGUUUGGCUCGCUACUCUUCUUACACGGUCUGAUACUGAGAAGGGGAAGAUCGAAAGUGUCCGCCUUGACCGCGGUGGGCUGCUUCAUCACCAUCGUGGCCCUGGCACUUGAGCCCUUCACGCAGCAGAUUAUCAGCUUCCGCAUUCGGGAAAUCGAGCUCGGCGAUGGCCAAGGAACUGCGAGUCUGGCUGUGGCCACUGCUUAUGACACCGGGGCUAUCACCAAGUCCGGCACUUGGAGACGAGAGGUCAUGGAUCAGUCUAUGCAGGGCGCCAUUCUGGCCGGCAUCUUCUCGCAGACCAUCGACACAGGCGCCUACGAACAGUGCUCGACGUCGAAUUGCUCGUGGCCUGUCGCCAGUUCCCUAAGCAUCUGCUCCUCCUGCCAGGACGUAACAGCCUCGACAACCAAGAACUGCAGCGGCACGCAGGCGACAACGGGCCAGGUUUGCAACUACACAACGCCUGCAAAGAAUGAACUUUCGGCGAAGAGAGGGCCCGCGGGGAGCGCGACCUACUAUGCCACAUAUAUCGACACAUCAGCUAGCUUUGGCAGCAACAUGGACGACGGAACUCCGGCGAUAAUCCGCAGCGUCGCCAUGCUUCGAGCGCAGGACCCCAAAAACAUGACAGCCUCGGCGAAGAUUUACAAUGCCCAAAUUGACGAGUGCCAUUUCUACUGGUGCAAGAUAACUUACAAUGAGAACCGCAUCUUCGCAAAUGGCUCGCGGAUUUCCGAGACCUCAAGGGAACUCCUCAAUUGGGGUAAGUUCAUCGGUGUACCCAAGAUGACAGUCAUCGACAAAGAGAAUACAACCUCCUACCUCAUCAACGCGAUCGAUUCCUCCGGCAUCGCUCGCAUGCUCCAGUCCCUCUUCUCUACAUCCCUCAUCUACCAGGACUUCCAGAACUCGGUGGAGACGGAAUUUAGCAUCGCGCAGCUCCUGUACAACACGGCCAACUUCUCCAGCCUGAUGGAGUACACCGCGUCGAGCAUGUCGGCUAGACUACGCUCAGGCAGCAACAGCAACUUCACCCACGUCCAGGGCACCGUCAUGCAUACCGAGACCUAUAUCCAUGGGUGUGUCUCGGGCAUGGAACGGGUUGCCGUGGAGAAGACUGCUCUUUGCGACGACUUCAUCAAGGAGAGGGGGUACGAUGAUGCGGAGGGUAAUCAUGAGUUGAGGAGACGAUCUAGCUGA